GAGAGCUGUUCCUUAUCAACCGGGUGUGUUUGAUCGUCAAUUCACCUUCCGCGCAGGUUCGUCCUUCCGACGGCUUCUCGAUACAUUUAAGGAAAGAAAUGGCCGAUCGAGACCGAUGGGUUGAUUUCCAAAUCGAACUCGUCGGAAUCGCUCGCGCCUGCUCUCUCUCAAUUCAUCGUCGUCGAUGGGCAAGAGUCGCAGGAAGUUCUUCAGAGGCCUCGGGAAGCUCUUCUGCGGAGCUGGCGGCCACCAAGACGGGAAUGACCAAGAGGCCUUGGAGGCGAUCACAGCGACGGAGCAGCGGGUGUUCCGGUACGACAAGCUGGCGGCGGCCACUGGCAAUUUCAGCUCCAAGCACAAGCUUGGCGAAGGGGGAUUCGGCCCUGUUUACAAGGGGCGGCUGGAGGACGGGCGGGAGGUGGCGGUGAAACAGCUGGGGCGGGGCUCGCGGCAAGGCGCGAGGGAGUUCGAGAACGAGGCGCUGCUGCUGUUGCGCGUGCAGCACAAGAACGUGGUGAAACUCCACGGCUACUGCGCCGAUGGAGACGACAAGCUCCUCGUCUACGAGUACGUCUCCAACCAGAGCCUCGAUAAGUUCCUCUUCUCCAGAGAAGAGGGGAGGAAGGCGGAGCUGGACUGGGCGCGGCGGUACCAGGUGAUCCUUGGGGUGGCGCGGGGGCUGCUCUACCUCCACGAGUCGGCGCACACCACCAUCAUCCACCGCGACAUCAAGGCCAGCAACAUCCUGCUCGACGGCCGGUGGACGCCCAAGAUCGCCGACUUCGGCAUGGCGCGGCUGUACCCGGAGAACCAAACGCACGUCAACACCCGCGUCGCCGGCACCAACGGCUACAUGGCCCCCGAGUACGUCAUGCACGGCGUCCUCUCCGUCAAGGCCGACGUCUUCAGCUUCGGCGUACUCCUGCUCGAGAUCGUCGCUGGUCGCAAGAACACUGCCUUCGCCCCGCUACCAGACCCCGACGCCGGCAAUCUCCUCGAAUGGGCGUGGAAGCUUUAUGAAAAGGGGAAGAGCGUGGAGCUGUUGGAUCGGGCCCUGUCGCCGGCGAUCACCGCCGCCGACGAGGAGCAGGUGGGGAUGUGCGUGCAGCUGGGGCUCCUCUGUACGCAGACCGACCCGAAGCAUCGCCCCGACAUGAAGAUCGUCCUCGUUGCACUGUCGAAAAAGCCGGCGACGAUGGCGUUGGAGCAGCCGACGAAGCCCGGGAUUCCUGAAACCAGGCGCCGGAGGAGAUCCCAUGGAACCACCACCACUCGGGGAUCCACUACUACCCCCGUCGCGGCUGUCUCCGGUGACAAAUCUUCCUCCGCUUCCUCCUCCGCCACCAUCACAACCACUGCAACCACCACCACCACCACCCACUCGAGCAAUUUGCUACACUAAUCUUGUCAACAUCAAUUCAAAUGUAGUUAUUUAAUUAUAGCAUAUUCCUUCGUUUAGUUAUAAUAUAUUUUUGUUUAAUUAUAAUUAAUUUUUAAAUCGGUAUAAUAAAAGGAUUAAGUUAACUUUUGGAUG
Molecule: messenger RNA, 1534 nt
Organism: Zingiber officinale
Lineage: Eukaryota; Viridiplantae; Streptophyta; Magnoliopsida; Zingiberales; Zingiberaceae
Product: putative serine/threonine-protein kinase
Exons: 5
Coding region: 185-1402 (405 amino acids)
Biological process (GO): protein phosphorylation
Molecular function (GO): ATP binding; protein kinase activity
Source: RefSeq, a predicted model, not a curated record